Molecule: messenger RNA, 2925 nt
Organism: Musa acuminata AAA Group (dessert banana)
Lineage: Eukaryota; Viridiplantae; Streptophyta; Magnoliopsida; Zingiberales; Musaceae
Product: monosaccharide-sensing protein 2-like
Exons: 6
Coding region: 344-2569 (741 amino acids)
Biological process (GO): transmembrane transport
Cellular component (GO): membrane
Molecular function (GO): transmembrane transporter activity
Source: RefSeq, a predicted model, not a curated record
GGGGGGUGGGGGGUUUAGUCCUGCUGUUGCUCAUCCCUCGUCUCUCUUAAUUUUCUAUUCAGCCGCUAAAGGAGAAUCUCUCUCUUUCCCUUUCCCUUUCCCUUUCUAAGCCUGGGCCCCCGUGCUCGGAGCCCGUCGAGGUCCGAGAUUCGAAGCAGCCAAUCGGUUCUAGGGUUCCCAUAAUAAAGAAAUCGCCGUUUUUUUCUCUUCUCGAUCCGGUGCCAUUUCGCAGGCGAAAGCAUGGGCUGCAAGACUUGAUCUUUGGUCCAUCGAUCAGCCGGUAUUGGGUCUCCUCGACGGUUCCUUUUAUUAGUAAAAAGGUGCUUCAUCCUUUGGUGCCAAGAUGAGGGGAGCUGUUCUUGUUGCGGUAGCUGCUUCGAUUGGGAACUUGUUGCAGGGAUGGGAUAAUGCCACCAUAGCAGGAGCUGUUCUGUACAUCAAAAAGGAAUUUAAAUUGGAGACCCAGCCAACUAUGGAGGGGUUAAUAGUAGCCAUGUCACUUAUUGGUGCUACUAUCAUCACGACAUUUUCUGGAGCAGUAUCAGACAUGGUUGGUAGGCGACCCAUGCUAAUUAUUUCGUCAGUCUUAUAUUUCGUCAGUGGUUUGGUGAUGUUAUGGUCUCCCAAUGUCUAUGUCUUGCUCUUGGCAAGGCUUAUUGAUGGAUUUGGAAUAGGUCUUGCUGUGACGCUUGUUCCUGUAUAUAUUUCUGAGACUGCUCCGUCAGAGAUAAGGGGAUUGUUGAAUACACUUCCGCAGUUCAGUGGCUCCGGAGGCAUGUUUCUGUCAUACUGUAUGGUUUUUGGGAUGUCACUAAUGGCAAAUCCAGACUGGCGAGUGAUGCUUGGUGUUCUCUUUGUUCCUUCCCUCCUAUAUUUCUUACUGACAAUGUUCUAUAUGCCGGAGUCUCCAAGGUGGCUCGUAAGCAAAGGGAGAAUGCUGGAAGCAAAAUUGGUUUUGCAAAAAUUACGUGGAAGGGAAGAUGUUUCAGGAGAAAUGGCCCUUCUUGUUGAGGGCUUGGGAGUAGGUGGCGAGACAUCCAUUGAGGAGUACAUAAUUGGCCCUGCUAGUGAGCUUGAUGACCAGGGAGCAAUUGCUGACAAGGAACAGAUCACGUUGUACGGGCCAGAAGAGGGUGUUGCCCUGGUUGCUCGGCCCGUAAAGGGGCAAAGCAUCCUUGGAAGUGCUUUCAGUCUUUUAUCUCGCCGUGGUAGUAUGGAAAUACAGAGUAACAUACCACUGAUGGAUCCUCUGGUGACCCUAUUUGGAAGUGUCCAUGAGAAGCCACCUGAGAUGGGCAGCAUGCGAAGCACACUGUUUCCUAAUUUUGGAAGCAUGUUUAGUGUGGCUGAGCAGCAACCUAAGAAUGAGCAGUGGGAUGAGGAAAAUCUUCAACAGGAGAGUGAAGAUUAUGCAUCUGAUGCUGGAGGAGAUGAGUCUGAUGACAAUGUACACAGUCCAUUACUUUCUCGUCAAACAACAGCCAUGGAAGUGAGGGACGGUGUCCCACCAAGUGACAGUGUUUUCAGGCAAACUAGUAGUCUGACCCACAUAAAUGCUGGAGAGGCAGUCAGUAGCAUGGGUAUUGGUGGGGGAUGGCAGCUGGCUUGGAAAUGGUCAGAGGAAGAAAUUCAAGAUGGGAAGAAGGACAGAGGGUUCAAAAGAAUCUAUCUACACCAGGAGGGUGUCCCUGGGUCACGGAGAGGUUCUCUUGUUUCGCUUCCAGGAGGUGAAGCCCAUGAAGGCAGUGCAUUUGUCCAGGCUGCAGCAUUGGUGAGUCAGCCUGCUCUUUAUUCUAAGGAGCUCAUGGACCAGCAUCCAAUUGGCCCAGCAAUGGUUCAUCCAUCAGAAACAGCUGCUAAAGGGCCAAGGUGGUCAGAUCUUUUUGAAGCAGGAGUAAGACAUGCCUUGUUUGUUGGAAUUGGGAUCCAGAUCCUUCAGCAGUUUGCAGGCAUAAAUGGGGUGCUCUACUACACUCCUCAGAUUCUUGAGCAAGCUGGUGUUGAAGUCCUGCUUUCAAAUAUCGGCAUCAGUUCAGAUUCAGCAUCUCUCCUUAUUAGUGCUCUCACAACAUUGUUAAUGCUUCCCAGUAUUGGCAUUGCCAUGAGGCUUAUGGAUAUGUCAGGGAGAAGGUUCCUUUUGCUGUUCACAAUCCCCAUCUUAAUAGCAUCACUGAUUGUUUUGGUUGUUGCCAACCUCGUAGAACUGGGCAAUGUGGUUCAUGCAGUGCUUUCCACUGUCAGCGUUAUUGUUUACUUCUGCUGCUUUGUCAUGGGAUUUGGACCAGUCCCAAAUAUACUUUGCGCAGAGAUCUUCCCGACUCGGGUCCGUGGUGUGUGCAUAGCUAUCUGUGCACUUACUUUCUGGAUAGGAGACAUUAUAGUCACCUACACCCUACCUGUGAUGCUUGACACCAUUGGCCUUGCUGGCGUGUUUGGGAUUUAUGCAAUAGUUUGCGUCAUAGCUUUUGUGUUUGUGUUCCUAAAGGUUCCCGAAACAAAGGGCAUGCCUCUUGAAGUUAUCACAGAGUUCUUCGCUGUUGGGGCGAAACAAGCUGCUGCACGAAAUUGAUUGCACUCAGCUAUUAUUAUCACAAAGGUAUCAUCAGACAUCCUGGCCAUUUCUUGCAUACCUCUAAAGAUGAAAUUACUGUGUGUGAGCAUUUAGAGUGAGACUACAGAUGAGAAACCAAAAGAGAUGCACAUUUAAGCAACCCAAGGUACUUGAUCUAGUAUUUGGUGUUCGAUCUGGUAAUGAUAAGAGUCGACGUUUGGAGUUCAUCUACCUUCCUUUCAAUGGCAUUAUCUUCUUCUUCCUUGUAAUAUUUUCUUAUGUAAGAAUGUUUUUUUUCGUGGAUUUCUUCUACGACUAGGAACUGAUGCAACCAGUAAAACUUUCUGUGAAUUUGAAGCUAAUAAUUGUGUGCA